This is a messenger RNA of Strongylocentrotus purpuratus (purple sea urchin), 1472 nucleotides long. RefSeq names its product RNA-binding protein cabeza. The coding region runs from base 78 to 1472 and encodes 464 amino acids. NCBI's taxonomy places the organism in Eukaryota, Metazoa, Echinodermata, Echinoidea, Camarodonta, Strongylocentrotidae. The transcript has 3 exons. The record is from RefSeq and is a predicted model, not a curated record.
AAAUUCGGAUCAGAAAUCGGAAGGCCUCUCAUUCACACCGCGGCUCCCUUCAUGAUGGAGCAUGUAAGUCUGUAGUCAUGACAAGCCAGAGCAGACGACCGUGCCCCGCGCUUUUCUUGGCGGUGUUCGCUCUAAUUUUCUGUCAUUUUCACCAAAGCCCUGUAGAGGCAAACGAAGAGGCCGACCUGCUUGGGAAGUAUCUAGAUGUCCUCGAACAUCAUGAUCAAGAUCGAUCAGAGGAUGGUGGCGACGGUGGCAAUGUUUACGGCGACGGUGCCGAUGAGGUGGGUGACGGCGGCGAUGGUGGAGGUGGCGACGAUGUCUACGACCAGUAUGAUUACGAGGGCGAUGACGAGUUAGACCAAUAUGAGGGUGAUGAUGGAGACCUAUAUGAGCCGGUGUACGAUGGCGUCGAUGAAGUCACUGGCGAGGGCGACGAAGACCAGUACGGACUGAUCUAUGACAGACUUCGUCAGGCAUUCAAACAAGUCGAAUCUAAACCCGACGUAGCUGAUGUCGGUAGUGAGGAUGGUGAGGUGAAUGUGGUGAACGAAGAUGACUUCGAGUCUGCUGGUCCUAACGAGGUUGAUGUUGGUAAUGAAGCUUCAAACGAACUUGCUUUAACAGAUCAAGACCAGGGUGUUGAUGCACAGAUGCCAAACGAAGUCUACCCAAUUGAACUCCGAGAAGAGAAUCUGAAUGAGAACCUGGAAGAGUUGAACCUUAAAGCUCGAGGAAGGGGAAAUUAUCGAAAAUACGGCGGCGGUAGAGGUGGAGGUUAUGGUGGUGGUGGAGGUGGUGGAGGUGGGGGAGGUGGUGGAGGUGGUGGAGGUGGUGGGUCCAAGCCAAAACCUAAUCCAGGUGGAGGCGGAGGAGGAGGGGGUAAACCAAGACCACCAACACCAAAUCCUAACCCCUGUGAUUGCGAUUGUGGUGGUGGAGGAGGAGGGGGAGGAGGAGGUGGAGGUGGUGGAGGAGGUGGGGGAGGAUAUAAACCCAAACCAAAGCCCAAACCAAAACCGAAACCCAACCCAGGAAACGGGGGCGGAGGAGGGGGAGGAGGAGGAGGAGGAGGAGGAGGAGGUGGAGGAGGUGGAGGAUAUAAACCCAACCCCCUGCACCCAAACCCAAACCACGCCCUCCACCCAAACCAGUGCAUCCUCCUGCACCCAAACCCAAGCCCCGUCCCCCACCCGCUCCCGCUCCGCACCCGUCUCCUUCCUCUUCAGAAAGUGGAAGUGGAAGUAGUAGUGGAAAGAGCUCUCACUCUGGGAGUAAAGGGAGUCACAGCCAUGGGAGUAAGAGCAAAGGCAGUCACAGCCAUGGUCACAAACAUAGCAAAGGAAGCCACAGCCAUGGUCACAAACAUAGCAAAGGCAGUAAGAGUAAAGGGAAGCAUAGCAAGGGGAGUAAGGGCAAAGGAAAGCACAGUAGUAGGGGAAGCAGAGAGGUUGAUCUUCACCAAGAUAUGA